Molecule: messenger RNA, 8488 nt
Organism: Caenorhabditis sp. 36 PRJEB53466
Lineage: Eukaryota; Metazoa; Nematoda; Chromadorea; Rhabditida; Rhabditidae
Source: the annotation of a GenBank genome assembly
AUGCGAAUUGAGGCGCACCAAGUGUUCAAUGUAAGCGUUCAAUUGUGCGAGUUCUUCAACGUCGACCUGUCGGAUCGGGGUUAUUACCAGGUUUUCCCCGAGAUUUUUCUGGAUAAUCCAGAAAAAAGCGGUUAAGGUUCGACUCAGACCCAAAAAAUCGGCGGAAAUUUGGUCGGUCGACAUUUCACACGAUUCGGAUACGGAUCGAGAGUACACCGGGUAAAAAUCGGAGGGAUUUCGAGCAUUUUCAGAUGUUUUCAGGCCGAAAAGACCGAAUAAUAUCCUUUUGGCGCACGUUUAUCAGGGCGCCGCCGUCAGUAGGACCGUCGAAGUGACGUAUCAACACGAACAAUUCAAAUUGGGUACGAUUAUCGAUUUUAUGUCGAGAAGGAAAACGAGGGCGCCAAACUUUGAAUUUCAAAUUGACAAAAAAGGCGUUGCUGGUCUUUUUUCUGAAAAAAUAUCAUUUUUGAAACACCCCCAACCCCCAUCUCCAUUUAUUUUCUUUUCAGUAAGUUUCACAUUUAUUCCAGAUGAUUGGUUUCACAUUUCGGUGCAAUUCAACUCUACGCUCAAUUUGUGUGAGCCACAAAAAUUGGAAAUCGAGGUGGAAUUAUUGUAUGCUCAGAUUAGUUAAUUGAAAAAAAGCAAUAAAAGUUUAAAGGUACAUGGAUCGAUAUCAUCCGCCGCAGUACGAAUCAUUCCAGAAAUUGACCAAACGCGUUGUGGAGGUAAAAUUUAUUUCAAUUCUAACUCAAAAGCAUUGGCAAAAGUUGCCUUCUCUCUCGUGGACGAGAAGGUGUCGGGCGGCCUGGGGUGGGUCAGCCUCAGGUAUCCAAACGGCUUGGGACGGGGGGUGGUCUCGUCUCGUGGUACCAAAGGAAAUGUUACAUGAAACUUUAUUUCGUGCAGCAUCUCCCCCCGUCUCGUGGUUUCCUUCGCCGGCGUCCCAACUGUUUGGAUACCUGGGUCAGCCUAAAAAAAAUAUUCAAAAAUAAUACAGUUUCAAAAAACAUUUAAUCGAAAUAUUGUUCCCUUUAAAAAGUUUGUCUCGACAAAGAAGUGGGUACUUGCAGAUUCCGCUGGAGCCGACUCGCCUGGUGGCGGCCGCCCGUUCCCUCUAUUUCGACUCCUCCUACAUGUCCGCAAUCACGAUGAUCGUCUACAGUAGUCUGGUUAUGGUCGCCACGCGGCAAAGAAGAAACACUCCCGAUACGGUAACUGAAUCUUUUGUGGAAAAUUUCGCGUUGAUUGAGCAUUGCUUGCAACAAAAAAAACAGGGGGCGAGAGAGAAACGAUUUGCGUGCGACGAAGGCACAGACGCAGGCGCGAAACUGUUUUUUUUUUCAAACUUUGUGAAAGGUAUUCCAGAGCACGACAUCGAAGAGCACAAAAUUGCGGCGAAUUUACAACUCGUCCGCCCACGCACUUUUAUUCGCCACCCGAUCCAUUCAGCAGUUUAUCGUCCGAAAUUCGCGUCUUCUCAACGCCAGUGUCUCUGUCGGUACGUUUAUAAUUUUUUUUUUUCGAAUUUCUAGAAAAAUCUUCCAGCUCUAUUGUGCAAAAAGCAAUUAUUGCAGAUAUUGUGGACGUGGCGGCGGAAAUGAAGGCCGCCCUGAUGAGAUUCGACACUUCCGAGCAGGCGGGACGGUGUCUGGAGACGGACGUCUCCGGAUGGAGCACCAAAAUCACACUCAUCUUCCAGCAAAUGCUCGUUUUGUUCCGAAAAUCCAAUGGUACAUUUUUAUUGAGUUUUUAACAAGACAAAUUGAAAAAUUUCAGAGCUCGGCCAACAACUGCUCCUCGUUUUCGAUAAACAGCGUCGUGCGGUUUUCCGUGAGGCCUUCUGGCUCAACGAACGAUCCAUCGACGAGAUUUCCUUAAGAACACCCGCUUCGGUACUUGAAGUACGCGUUUUAAUUGUUUUCUUUGAAUUUUCUGCAUGGCUGGGCAAAAGGCCUGCCGAGGCCUGGACUUUUGCCCCACUCGCAAUGAUCCGAUCGGACCCAAACUUUGCAGGCUUCUUGGACAUGGGUUGAAGCAUACUGGGACCAAGUUACAGCCCGGUCGGAUUAUUUUCUGUCGAGAUAGGUGGAUCAUUCGCCGAAAUUGGCCGGAAGCCCGGGCUUUUUAGAAAAUGAUCCAUCUCGGGACCCGACGAUCUGAUCGAGCUGAAACUUGGUCCCAAUGGCUCUCAAUCCAACUCCAACAAGACUGCAAAGUGGCAGCAAAAACCAGAGUUGCCACGGGCCGGGCCGGGCCGGGCCAAAAUUUUCAAAACUCCGGCCCGGUUCAAAUAGCGGGAAUCCAAAUUUUGAACUAUUGAUUAAAUAAAAUGUUUGUUUUUCGUAGAACUAACGAAUUUUGCAAGUAUCGAGCAUAAAAAAGAAAUGUAGUUCUCAAAAAUAAAAUAAUUUUAUUGGCAUCAAAGCAAAAGUAACAAUUAAAAAAGAAGAAAAUAAUAACUUUUCCCAAUAAAUUUCUUACAGUUCGAAACGCUUUUUCAACGAGUUCUGUUUUUUUAAAUUUUGAUCCCCGCAAAAAAAAAAACGAAAAAAUAGAUUUCCCCCAAAAAAUUGAAUUCGCGCCUUUUGAGCCGGGCCGACCGGGCCGGCCCGUAAUUUGGUAAGUCUGGCAAAAACGAUCAACAGAACAUUUGAUCCUCUUGGUAUAAGCUAUCGAACUAUAUCAGUCACGGCCCAUAAGGCCAACUUACCUGUUGAAUACUUCCUAAUAUGAUAUUGUCAAAGUGAUCUUCACAAACGUGAGAAAGAAUUGCUGAAACACAAUCUUUUAUUGCAGACGUACAAAUCGAUCGUAAAAGUGGACUAUUUGAAAAAAUUGCCACGUACCACCAUUUUUUGCGAGGAAACCGAUUGUCCCGGCGAAUAUUGGUAGUCAAAAAUCAUUUUGAAACAAAUGGAAAAUAAUUGUUUCCAGCCCAAUAAUUUUCGAAGACAAUUUUUCGCGGCAUCCCGAUCGAGCGAUCCUUGUGAGCAACGGAAAUGUAGAGGUAAAAUUGUCUGUAAAUUUUUCUGAAAUUCCACAAAAAUUGCAGAUUCCCCGACCGAACAGCGCGUCGCUCCCAGCCACCAAACCAGCCGACAAACACAAAUCUUUUCGUGAAAGAUUGCGAAAAGAGACGAGAAAAUUGAUUCAUCCGCGUCGGAAGAGCCUCGAUUGCUCACAAUCGCUCUCCAGAAAAGUGGUGGGGGAGAAAAAGUGUGUUUCCAAGCACAAGAACAUUUUUUUCAAAUUUCCAGAACGUCAACGGAUCCGCCUCUCGAAAUCGUACAAAAACGAUGGGAGAAACUGUGACGGAUGGCUCUAAAAAUGUGAUUUUGGUCAGCAAAAAUCUGGAUUUUAUCGGAAAAUCGCCAGAAAAUGCGGAAAAUUCGGCAGUGAGCACGCCGAGUUUUCACAGUGAACCUACAGGUAUUUUCUAUAAUAAAUUUCCUGCAUCCGAUGUGUAACAUGUGUUUUUAUAGUGCGCCAAAUUUCUUCGUGUACUUACUAUUAGCUUAAUGUUUUUCCUCUUUCUUUGUACCUUUUUUUCAAGAUUAGGGAAAUAGUCAAUUAAACGUGCCGGAUCGACAGCGGUGAGAAUCUCAACCACGCAUAUUUGCACGGAUCGGGACAUUUCAAAGUGAAUGCUCUGUUCUGUUGAGAAACCCCUCUUUUAGUGAUUUCCGGGACCUAACUCAGUGUUUUUCAUUUGACUCCUGGAAGAAAUUUCUCGGUUUUUAAUUGGCGCCGGGCUGGAGGAAAUCACAAUUGAAACAGAGCACACUCACUUUGAAAUGUCCCCGAUAGUGUAUGGGGGUGACGAGCGCGACGGCGGCGACUAAAAUUUAAAUUAGCGCCAACGUCGAUAGACAUGCAGGUUAUACCGUAUUCGCUGCGUAGCGAUUCAUAAAGCGUUGCGGCGAUACGUGGGCUGGCACUUUGCCAAGCUUUUUCGCAAUGUAGCGCGAAUGCAGCGGACAUGAUGCGUAAUCCGCUAGUCACCCGUGAUUGAGAGCUACCGAGACAGCCUAUGACAGUACAUAAACUCAAUUAAACGCUGUUGCUCCUCGAUGUUUGCAGACUCAAGCUAAAAUGUAUCCUAAAUGUACAAAGGAAGAGUGAAAUCAUCAUGCCAUUCACAAGAAACAAUUUCGCCAUUGCUCGGUACAACAACACAUUUUAGACAAUUGAUACACCGUGAAAGCGCGAUAGUUGCAAAUUGCGAAAAUGGGACUAUCAGCGGUUCUGAUUCGUACCAGUUCUUUGAGCAAAUUCAAAAAAUAAAUGUUUUGCAGGCUCGUUUCCCUCUCCAGAACACGGUAGAUGCUCGGCGGCCGGAGAAGAACAAGACGCGGCUCCGUUGAUCUCGAAAGAAAGUGUCACCUCUGAUGAGGUACGCAAUAAUUGUGAAAAAAACCUAAAUUCAUUUCUUCCCACAAUUACCGUGUCUUCCAGGUCGCAAACGCGCUGCGCAUUUCCGUCUCGGCCGAUGACGUACUUUCCUACGCGGAUUCCACUGAAAAUGGAUCGAUUCGACAGGAAAAUGAGCAAAAAUUGACGGAAGAGAAUCCGAAAGAGACGAUGGCGGCGUUCGAGUUGCUCCGGGAGCGGGAAGCGGCGAAAAGGAUACUCCGGGAGGAGGCCCACUACGAGGGAAUACUUUAUAGGCUCGUUUUUCAACUUUUUAUCAUCGUUUUUUUCUACAUUUAUUUAUCGAUCUAAAAAAGAACAGCAAACAAGAAUGUGCCAUCGCCGGUUAAAUUUGGGCACCAUAAUAUGGAAGAAGGCUCGGUUGCAGCGUUCCAGGGACUUUAGAUGCAUGCCGCCGGAGAGAUACUGCAUCAUGUUACCCGUUUUUGUAAUAAUUGUGUGUAUCAUGAUUUAAACUCGUGAGCAGCAACAAGAAACUCGCAGAAAUGUCUAUGGGUCACUGCCAAAACAGUUUUUUUUUCGAGGCAUGGCUGCUCGCGCGUACUUUUUGUGUCUCCCUGUUAGUUUACAUCAUAAUGAACUAAUUCCCAAAACAAAAAGUGAAAUGAAUCAGUAUCCUUCCGAUGGCACGCAUGAAUGAGUUCAUUAUGAUCUAAACUAACAAAGAAACACAAAAAGAGCGUACGAGAAGCCAUGCCUCGAAAAAAGCUGUUUUGACAGUGAUCCCUAGACAUUUCUGCGAGUUUCCAUUAUAAUGAACUGGAUAAAUCAGUACUCUUCCGACGGCACGUAUCUGAAGUCUUGGCGCGCGGAAAAAUGCGCCGACAGUUCACGGGACGGGGGCCGAAUUUUUGUGAAUUGAGCAGGUUUUCUCUGAUUUUUGUGCUCAAAGGCAAUGAAAAAUGAUUGUUCGACAUGAAUACACACUAAUUCUCACAGAAUUAAUGACGUUUUGGCGCUCUUUUUUCGCGGACUUUGCUUUUUCGCCUUCGCCGCCUAUCGCCGCCUAAAAACCGCACUUCUCAUUUUGCGCUUUCUUGACCGUUUUCAGACAGAAUUUGUUUUGAGAAUGAUAAAUCACGUAAAUACAAGCAUUUUGAGCGCUCGAACCGCGAAAAUUACCGAAAAGCAACUGAAAUUCACGCAGUUUUAGCCAAAAACCUUCAAACGGAUAAAUGUUAUUUGCGACUUGACCAAAAUUAACGCUGUUGCGCUUAAGAAAUUUGUAAUAGCCUAUACAAUCGGUCUAUCGAGAAAAAAAUGAGAAAUUAUCGGUUUUUCGUGGCUAAUCUGGCAAAAAACACAAAUUUCGCUGUUAAAAUUUGAAUUUCGCGCCAAUGUAUCGCUCUAUUGGGCGGGGCGCACUUGCGCCCACUGUCAGCUCUGGAGACCGUGAGUCACCGUGCGAACUACUGAUUAAAAGAAUUUUUGAAAAGUUUGAAACUGAAAAUGUUUACAAAAAUUCUAAUUUCUCCCUAUUUUUGCAGUGAAAUCCCGUCGAAAUCGAUGCACAGACCCGUUUUCACGCCCGUGAAUUCUCGUCUGGUUCUCGGUGAGCCCGCGCAUCGGACCCCGUUCGAUCGGGCGCACUUGGUGGUGUUCGUGCACGGAUUGGAAGGUACAUUUGCUUUUACAGCAACAAGAAAAGCCACCUCUCAUUAGGCACCCAAGACGACCUGGUGCCAUUCCGAUGCGGCCUUGAUCAGGCCAUCUCGGCCCACUACCACAGCCUGCAAAUGAACGAAACGGACGAGGAGAGGGGCGAGAGAUGGCACUUCGAGUACCUGAUGAGCAGUACGAAUCGAAGCCAGACGUGGGCCGACAUCAAGACUAUGGCACACAAUUUACUCGCAGAAGUCAGGGAGUACGUCGAGGAGUCGAGGCAUAACGUGCUCAGAAUUAGGUGCGCUUUUUUUACGGCGAACAUUUGGAGUUGUUCCUAAACGUUCCGAUCCUGGAAGAAGAACUGAAUUUUUAGGCCAGGACCGGGGAAAGUUCCUUUAGAGGUUACUUCAAGAAAAGCAAAAGACAGAGGAAAACAAAUCAAUCAUAUCAAUUCAGUUUCAUGGCCCAUUCGCUGGGCGGCGUAAUCGUGCGAAGUGCGGUCGGAAUGGCUGCCGAAAUGGGAAUGGAGUGGCUGAAUGACCGAUUGCACACCCUCAUGACUAUAAAUUCGCCGCACUUGGGCCUCGCCUACGUCCAAAAACACAUUCAUUGGGGAGUUCAGAUCGUCAAAUGGUUUGUCACGCUUUUUUUUGUGGGGGAUUCUUGACAAUAGUACAAUUUUUCUGAUUCAAAUAAUGUAGAAUAAUUACGGAUUGCAAAAUUUCCACAAUGGCUCUGCUUUAAUAAAUCAUAUUGGGUUAAAUUUCCAUACCCUCUGCGAAAAACCAGGGCUGGGCAAUUGGACGACCCGGGCAUUUCGUUGUCCGGCCCUUGACCUGGACUUUUGAAUCACUUGCAAUUAUCCGAUCGGACCCAAACAUUGCAGGAUUGUUGGAGUCGGAUUGAGGGCCAUUGGGACCAAGUUUCAGCCCGAUCGGAUCGUCAGGUCCCGAGAUAUGUGGAUCAUUGGCCGAUUUUUUCCAAAAAGCCCGGGCUUCCGGCCAAUUUCGCCCAAUGAUUCACAUAUCUCGGGCCCAAAAAAUCCGAUCGGGCUGAAACUCAAAAAUUGCCCGGCCCUGGAAAAAAACGGAAAAAUGUUUUGUGCAGGUGGAAAAAGUCGCGUUCGAUGGAGCAGCUCACUUUCCGCGACUCGCUCAACUUCGGCUCCUCGUUUGUCUAUCAGGCGUCGGUGAACGGAGCAUGCGGCAAAUUUCGACACGUUUUGUUGGUGGGAACGCCUCGUGAGUCGUUUUUGGGUGGAACUUACAAAGAUGUCGAAUUUAUCGCCCAAUUUAUCAGACGAUCAACUCGUUCCGUACAUGUCGGCGCUGCUGGUUCCAUCGAAAAACUCGGCCGAAGAUCAAUCGGCAUUCGGAGAGGCUUACCGGUAUCUUUUUUCUUUGAAUUGUUUUCUGUUUCUAUCUUUUCUUAAUCAAACUAUAUUUAAAAUUCAACAAUAAUCGUGCCACAUUUUUCAGAGAAAUGAUGUCGGCGAUUCUGAAUUCGAUGCGAACGAGCGAAAAAACGGAAACGCUCGUCCGAUACACCACUUUCCAUCAACUCGGUUCCUCGAAUUCGCAGAAAUUGACUGGGAGAGCCGGUAAUGCUGAAAAUAACAUUUUUCGGCGCUGUCCGGGAAGAAUGAACCGAAGAGAAGGUGGUCCCACAGUGUUAGAUACAAUAUGUGACAAAUUUGUCCAGGUUCACUCUCUUUACACUUUAUUAAUUUUCCUACCUUCGAAAUAUAUUAGAAUCCUGACUUUGUAGAAAAACCAUUAUGAAUUUCCAGAAACGUUGAAUAUGUUUGAGAUUUAUGAUCCCUGUGAGUAGAGACUAACUAUCGAAGUAAUGAAAGUAGGGAUCAUGUAACAUAGAAUAAGAGUGAAACUGGACAAAUUUUGCUGUUUCGUAUUACCACCACAUUCCGUUCUUUCUGGACAGAGCCAAUUUUUCUUUAUUCACGAUAUGUUGAUUUUCACACAAUUUUAUUGAUGAGACAACAAUGAGGCAACAUUUUUAAACACAAAAUGAACUUGAUUCUCACCGAGGGCACGCAUGAGCAGCCGCUGGUUUUGUGAAUGUUUUGUUGCUGCUUGUCAAUUUCAAUCGCCAUGAACACACUCGCGAUGAGAACGGAAAAGAUGAAUCAGUAUUUGACCGGCGGCGCGCGGACACGAGCAGACGACAGUUCCCGGUUCUGCUAUGUUCACUGGAGCGCACUCGCAAAAUACGAGCAAAAAAUCAAUGCCCUCAACCUGCUAUUCGAAGAAUCGAAGAAUAGCAGAUUGAGAGCUUUGCACGUGUUCUCUUUGUUCCCUCUAGUAUUUACUUCUCCCCGGAGGCGUCCUUUAAAUAAAUAAAAGUUUCAGCGCACGUGGCAGCUCUGGAAGACCCCGUGUUCAUCGAAAAACUCUUCAACAUCUCGGCCGUCAAUUAUUUUGUAUAG